Cornus florida is the source of this 1909-nucleotide messenger RNA. RefSeq lists its product as uncharacterized. The transcript has 11 exons. Lineage: Eukaryota; Viridiplantae; Streptophyta; Magnoliopsida; Cornales; Cornaceae. The coding region runs from base 421 to 1818 and encodes 465 amino acids. The record is from RefSeq and is a predicted model, not a curated record.
AGAAGACUACUCAUAUCUGGAUCGUCGUCGCUAUGUAGUGUCCCUAUAACUUCUAUAUAUCAGCUAUCUACAAUCACACAGGUGUCCCCUCGAAUUUGUCUCGUCUUGUCUUGUCUUGUCUUGUGCCUUGUUGAAUCGUAUUAGGCGGGCCGCAGACCAUGACUCCGUUCCCCAAUCCUCCCUUUAAAGAGAGAAAAUCAUCCAACUAUAUGUAUACGUAUAUAUGUGUCACUGUGUAAUAAUACAUGUCAUUGAAUAGCCAGGGAAUGGGCUAGUGAUCAGGAUAAUGCAGAGACUGACGAUUAUGCUGACAUAACAGCGAGAAAAAGGGAUCUUUGUUUAUCUCUCUACUUUAUCUCUCUAGGUUCCUGCGGCUGCGGGCUCGGAUAUACUCCGUAUUAUAUUUAGCCCUGUAUAUAAAUGGCAUCACCGGCUCCAUUGCUUCACUAUUCUCCGAGAUUCAACCUCACAAAUGGACAUUUAGGUUCGUCUUCUCAUUCAUCCUCCUCAUCAGCAACACCACCGUCUUCAUCGUGUUCUUCGUCUUCGCCUUGUUGUUCCUCCAUCGAUCGCCGCCAGAGCUUUAAUUGGAUCCUCUGCAACUCAUUUGGUGUUAAAAAUACCUGGAAACAUCAAAGCUUCAGAGCUCAUGCUAUGAGUACCACUCAAGGAAGUUUUACAUCACCAAGGGGCACUAUUUGUGAGAAAGAUGAGCCUGAUCAUCUUCUUGUUCUUGUUCAUGGCAUCUUGGCUAGCCCAAGUGAUUGGACAUAUGCGGAAGCGGAGUUGAAAAGGCGUUUGGGAAGAAACUUCCUAAUUCAUGCAAGUUCAUGCAACACUUACACUAAAACCUUCACCGGCAUUGAUGGAGCUGGAAAACGAUUAGCAGAUGAAGUCAUGCAAGUUGUGAAAAAAAAAGACAGCCUAAAAAGGAUAUCCUUUUUAGCCCAUUCUCUUGGUGGACUGUUUGCGAGAUAUGCAAUUGCUGUCCUUUAUUCACCAAAUGCUUCAGGUCAUAAUCAGUUUGAUGAUCUAGCCAUUUCUAUGAAUGCAAACCCAGAAACGGCAUGCUCUUCGAGACGAGGUUUGAUUGCUGGGUUGGAGCCAAUCAAUUUUAUAACCUUGGCAACUCCACAUCUAGGAGUGAGAGGGAAGAAGCAGCUUCCAAUUCUCUUUGGGGUUCCCAUCUUAGAAAAACUUGCUCCACCAAUUGCUCCCAUAUUUGUUGGCCGAACUGGUAGUCAGCUGUUCCUCACUGAUGGUAAACCUGACAAACCGCCUCUUCUAUUAAGAAUGGCUUCUGAUUGUGAAGAUGGACAAUUUAUAUCGGCCCUUGGUGCAUUUAGGUGUCGUGUUCUUUAUGCAAAUGUCUCUUACGACCAUAUGGUUGGUUGGCGCACAUCCUCCGUAAGAAGGGAGACAGAACUAGUUAAGCCCCCUCGGCGAUCUUUGGAUGGUUACAAGCAUGUUGUAGACGUUGAGUAUUGCCCACCGGUCUCAUCUGAGGGUCCCCAUUUUCCUCCAGAAGCAGCCAAAGCAAAGGAAGCAGCACAAAAAACACCCAACCCACAGAACACAGUAGAGUAUCAUGAGAUUAUGGAAGAGGAAAUGAUACGCGGAUUGCAACAGUUGGGGUGGAAAAAAGUUGACGUGAGCUUUCACUCGGCAUUCUGGCCCUUCUUUGCUCACAACAACAUUCAUGUGAAGAGUGAGUGGCUUCAUAAUGCUGGAGCUGGAGUGAUUGCCCAUGUAGCAGACAGCCUAAAGCAACAAGAAAAACAACAAGAAUCUUCCUCAUUUAUUGCUGCUAGCUUGUAGCUGCUAUGAAAUGUAUUCAGUUCAUUUAAUCUGAAAGUUGUACAAUGGACAACAUUUAUAUGAUCCACAAUAAAUUUCUUUUUUCCAUUGA